AUGCCGCAGGUAGUUUCCAAGCAGACCCCGGAGGAGCGGCGCAGGGGUGAACUGGCACUCAGCGAGUUCGCCGACUACGUGGAAAAGGAACAAAAGCGUCGCGCCGAGCUCGCCUCCGUGACCACCGCAGGCGCCCCCAGCGACAACGGACAUGGCACUACCAGUCCAUCAGCUGUGACUGAAGAACAUGCGGAACUUGAUAUCCUCGACCAGCUUGGCCUGAGCGACGUCCCAAGUCCCGCGAAACUCAAGGAUGUCCUUCUAGGAACGGCUCCGACUGAAGACGAGAACAGACUUCAGAUUCUUGCAGGAAUUGUUCAGCGGCGUAUCGAUGAAGGCCAGGGAGAAACAUUAUUUGACCUGGGUCUUGAAGACAAUGGGGAUCCGAUGAACCUUGAGCGAGCCCAGUGGGACACGGCGCUUGGACGUCUUCAGGAAGCCGCAAACACAAUUCCUGCUCAAUGCCGUGUGCUAUUAACCUACAAUGUUGGCGGUGCAGAGGAAGCUCAGACACGCAUCGAGAGAAUGAAGGGGUGCUGUGGAAAAGUGUUGAUCCGUCAGAUUCCGGAUCGACCUGAAGAGGUUAUCGAGACAAGAAUCGCUGUCGUUGGCAACGUCGAUGCCGGAAAGAGUACGCUUCUCGGUGUCUUGGUCAAGGGAAAUCUAGAUGAUGGCCGUGGUAAAGCGCGAGUCAACCUGUUCCGACACAAGCACGAGAUUGAGACUGGCCGGACUAGUUCAGUAGGCAUGGAGAUCAUGGGAUUUGACGCUCGAGGAGAAAUCGUUGGAAGUGAUAAAGGCCGUAAGUUGUCAUGGGAAGAAAUCGGCAAGAAGUCAGCUAAAGUCAUCUCCUUCUCUGACCUUGCGGGUCACGAGCGUUAUCUACGAACUACCGUCUUUGGAAUGUUGAGUAGCAGCCCUAAUUAUUGCUUACUGAUGGUUGCAGCCAACAACGGAUUGGUGGGAAUGAGCAAAGAGCAUCUCGGAAUUGCACUCGCGCUGAAUGUGCCCGUGAUGGUGGUCAUUACCAAGAUUGAUAUAUGUCCUCCACAAAUUCUGCAGCAGACAAUAACCCAGCUCACGCGAAUCCUCAAGUCUCCUGGUGCUAGGAAGAUUCCUAUCUUCAUCAAGGAUAUGGAUGAGACAGUCAACACAGCUACUCAAUUUGUCAGUCAACGUAUCUGCCCUGUCUUCCAGGUGUCCAAUGUCACUGGAGAGGGUCUCGACUUUGUUCGCACAUUUCUCAACAUUCUCCCCCAUCAUGGCCAUUACAAUGCGCAGGCGCCUUUCGAGUUUCUUGUCAACGACCAUUUCUCUGUUCCUUUCGUCGGUACUGUGGUGUCUGGUGUGGUCAAAUCGGGAGUCGUGCAUGCGGGUGACUCGGUACAGAUUGGACCAGACUCUCUUGGCCAGUUCACUUCAACAGUCAUCAAGUCUAUUGAGCGUAAGCGGAUACCUGUCAAUGUAUGCUCUGCUGGACAAUCUGCUUCAUUUGCUCUGAAGCGUGUUCGAAGAAGAGAGGUUCGAAAGGGUAUGGUCGUGAUGGCUAAGCAGGAGAGUGAGCCUCCUAAAGUAUAUCGCGAAUUUGUCGCCGAAGUGCUCAUUCUUUCUCAUGCUACCACUAUCCGUCCCAAAUAUCAGGCCAUGCUUCACGUCGGAGCAGUCAGUCAGACAUGCGCAAUCGUCGACAUUGACCGCGCCUUUAUCCGUACCGGAGACCGAGCACUGGUCGCAUUCCGUUUCAUCCAGCGUCCCGAGUUUCUGUCUAUCGGCGACAGGGUACUGUUCCGUGAAGGCCGCACCAAGGGUCUAGGUAUUGUCAAGAGCGUUGGUUACGAUCCUAAGCACCCUUUGAAUCCGGGAGCUUCUACUGCGACUACUACCAAAACCACUACUGCUACUGCCAAUGAUACCCAGGAGAAAGGCAAGACCGUGGCCGCUAAAAGUGCAUGA
Molecule: messenger RNA, 1953 nt
Organism: Talaromyces amestolkiae
Lineage: Eukaryota; Fungi; Ascomycota; Eurotiomycetes; Eurotiales; Trichocomaceae
Exons: 3
Coding region: 1-1953 (650 amino acids)
Biological process (GO): translational elongation
Molecular function (GO): translation elongation factor activity; GTPase activity; GTP binding
Source: RefSeq, a predicted model, not a curated record